ACCCAUGUGAUGUCUCUAAUUCGCAAAAUAAAAAUAAAAAUAAAAAUGUAGCUUACAUGUAGUUGUCAAUCUCAUGUAGGGUAUUGGUCCGGCAGAUUAAAAAUACCCGUCGCCUAAUUUAUCGCCCCGCACCGGCAAUCGGUACCCGCCAUUUACCUACAAACAGCUGAGGGGCAGCUCUCCAAAGCUCCCCUCACUUUUUCUUUUUUUCUUCAUUUUCAUCUUCAUCUGUCAAAUUCAUCAUCAUUGCGUUUCACUUUGUAUUCUAUACUCACUGCAUAACUAUAUCCUCAUCAUCGCCAUCACCACAGCAUCUCUUUAACGAAUUCCCAAACCAGUCAACCACAUAGCCACCCUACACCUCCAUCGCAACCUCAACCUCAACCACCACACAUACGCCUUACCUUUUCCUCUCUUUCUCCCUCACCGUCUUCUCAACAUGUCCCAAGACAAUCAACUCCUCCUCCCCAUCAUCGACUCCCACAUCCACCUCUACCCCCAAGACGAAGUCGACAACCUCGCCUGGUGCACCCCCGACCACCCGCUCUACGGCCAGCGCUCCAUCGAACAAUACAAAGCAGCAGCCGCUUCCGCCCCCUCGCUCCUCGGCUUCAUCUUUGUCGAGACAGACCGCAAGAAUGAUGUGGCCGCCGGCGAAAAGGACGGCUCGGGCUGGGACGGCCCCCUCCGCGAAGUCGCAUGGAUGAAGCGCCUCGUCACAGGCGAACCCAAAGACGGCCAAGGCCACACCGCCGCCGACGCAAAGCUUUGCUUAGGCAUGGUCCCGUGGGCGCCAAUCCCCAGCGGACCUGAGAUUCUCGCCAAGUACAUUGACAAAGUCAAGGAGACGGCCGGUGACGCAUGGCCUAAGAUCAAGGGCUUCCGGUACCUGCUGCAGGACAAGCCGCAUGGCACGAUGCUCGAGCCCGCCUUUAUUGAGAGCCUCAAGCUGCUGGGCCGGCGCGGGCUGACGUUUGAAGUCGGCAUCGACCAGCACCGGCGCGGCAAGAAGCAGCUCGAUGAGGCGCUGGAGAUGAUUGGCCGCGCGCACGACGAUGUGCCCAAGGACGAGCAAGUCACCUUUAUCCUGAACCACCUCUGCAAACCAGACCUCUCUCUCUACAACACCACAACAGACCCCUCCUUCACAGCAUGGCGCACCGCGCUCUACGCCCUCGGCAAGCACGACAACGUCUACAUGAAACUAUCCGGCUGCUUCUCCGAGAUGCCCGAGACACUCGUCGCGCAGUCCGACAACGCCUCGCACGUCUUCAAGUCCAUUGUCGAGUGGCUCGGCGUCGUGCUCGCCACCUUUGGGCCCGACCGCAUCAUGUUUGGCAGCGACUGGCCCGUGUGCACGGUCGGUAUUGGCGAGGAGGCAUGGCCGCGAUGGAAGGAGAUUGUCGACAAGACGUGCUGGAUGGCGUCGCUGUCGGAUAUCGAUCGGGCCAUGGUGUACGGCGGGACAGCGAAGAAGGCAUACAACUUGUAGAGUAACAUAUCAAGUAAAAUCAAAGAAGGCAUACAACUUGUAGGGUAACAUAUCAAGUAAAAUCAAAAAAAUGCAGUAAUCAUUCUAGAAUGCUAUGCCACGCAGAAAUAAAAAAAAAGCGCCAUCCGGUUCAUAAAAUGCUGCGAGUGCGCCGUGCUCUCAAGCAUACACAAAAAAAGGUAUAUCUGCUGUGCUUGAAAUGAAGAAUAAAAAAGAAGAAAAAAGUAACAUCGCAAACCGUACCAUCCCAUCCUGUCCGUUCCCCUAAACCCUUCGUGUCAAUCUUGAUCAUAAUAAUACCAUGUACUCGUUCCCGUCAUGUCUGUCGUCUUCGUCAUCAGACUGUCUCUCUGUCAUUCAUCAGACACCUCUUCUCAUCCUUCUCAUUUCAUUCAAAUCUGAUCCCGUCGGUGCGCCAUCCUCUCAAUAUUCGCCAUCACCCCAGCCCUCGCAGAAGAACCCCCAAGACUAGCACGGCUUCCUCCUAGACUCUGCCUGGCCGGCGGCGCACUCGCCCGCAUUCUAUCCUGCGGCUGGCGCAGCGACGACCCCGGCGUCCUCAAACCCGAAGCUCGUCCCAUGCUCGCCCGUACAUCCGACCGACGCGGCGUCUUAGCCGGCGUCUUUGCGGGCAUCACAGGCUCCGCCACAGUACGCGGGACACUGCGGUCAGCGCGGGCCGGGAUCUGAGGAGGCGGCGCGUUCUGGAUAGACAUGAGCUCCUCGGCAAGCUGGACAAGCUCGCCCUUUUCCACGCGCUCCCUCUCGAGCAUCAGAUGCAGCUCCUCGUUGUCUUUUCUUGUGGAUGCCGCUACGGCCUCGAGACGCUGCACAUCGGCAUGGAGCUCCUUGAUGGUCGCGCUGUCUCGCACAGUCUGUGCCUUGAGCUCGUCGCUAGCAUUGCUGUUCGUAUGGAUCGGUGAGUGGACGUUGGCUUCGAGAAGCUGGUUCUCCUCGGUGAGCUGGCCGAUGCGGGCCUCGAGCUCGCGAAUCUUCUUCUCCCAGCGGGCCUCAUACGACUUCUUGAGCGCGGCAACCUUGGUCUCAUGUUUACCCUUGUACAGCGCAUGCAGCUCGCGAGCAACACGCUCCACGGCAACCUCCACCUCCUUGUUAGUCGAGGCCGGAUCGUGCCGGUUGUUGUUGUUGCUGUUAUUGUCCAGCGAGGUUCGCUCCGAGGACUUGCCGGCGCGCAUGCCCGCAAUCUUGCUUUCGGCUUCUUGGUGCAGUGUUUCCGCGGCUUCGCGACGCUUCUCGCUCUCGUCCAGCUUCUGCUCAAGGUCCUCUCGCUCCUGGUGACUAGCCUCGAUGUCGUUUCUGGCUUGGCUCAGCACACGCUCCAGCUCACGGCUGCGGUUCUCCCAGUCCUCCUUCUCGUGGCUCAGCUGCUCCUUGAGGGCUUGUUCGUCGCGGAACUGCUCCAUGGUUUCGCCGACGCGCUUCUCGGCAUCGCCAACGGCAGACUUGAGCGAGCGUACUUCGGCCUCCUUGCCGCUUAGCGACGCCUUGAGCGAGCUAAUCUCUGACAUGAAGCUGGACUUGAGCGACUCGACCUCUCUGGCCGAGAUGCUGGGCACGCUUCGGGGCGUAGGCAUAGGCGGGAUGUCAAAGUCCAUCAAGGUCUUUCGGUUUGGUGUGGAUUCAUUGUGAUUUGUCGAAAAGGAUGCAGGCAAGGUGCCACGUUUAUCUGGUGAUCGUCUAGGGUUUCUCAGCGAAUCAGUAUAGUCCAUCAACAAGUUGGACGAGUUGGCCUCGUCUCUUGUGGACGGUCGAGAACCCGUUGCAGACGGCACGCGAGGAGGGAUCCCCCUCAAGCCUGAUAGUUUUGCCGGACUGUGUCCUAGUUUGGAGAGGGUUGCCAGGUCUGGCAUUGCUGAAAAGGUGCUAAAGGUGCUCAUCAUAGUCUCAUCUGCCGCUAGGGCGUCAUUGUCAUUAUCGUUAUCUCCAGCUGAGAGCUCGUCUUCAAAGAUAUCAAUAGCCUGCUUAAGAGCAUCGUUACCUUGCAGCAAGCUCUCCAAGCUGACUUUGCGCUGGUGCUCUGCCAGGGCCGCAAAGCUGUCCCCGGAGCCGCUAACUUUGACGGGAAAUCUCUUCUCUGGCGAGACCCUGCGCACGCAACGCAGCGGUGGAGGAGGCAUAGCCCCCAAAUCUGCGAGGCCGCUGUCCGGGCUACUUCUCUUCCUAUUGAGAAUCUUCAGCGGGGACAGCUCGGUGCCUGAGAUGACGCGGCUGUGGCUUCUGCGGGACGGUUGGAGGUUUUCUUGAU
Messenger RNA from [Torrubiella] hemipterigena, 3758 nucleotides. NCBI's taxonomy places the organism in Eukaryota, Fungi, Ascomycota, Sordariomycetes, Hypocreales, Clavicipitaceae. The record is from the annotation of a GenBank genome assembly.